Solanum dulcamara is the source of this 1472-nucleotide messenger RNA. RefSeq lists its product as uncharacterized. NCBI's taxonomy places the organism in Eukaryota, Viridiplantae, Streptophyta, Magnoliopsida, Solanales, Solanaceae. The record is from RefSeq and is a predicted model, not a curated record. The transcript is spliced from 6 exons. Bases 106 to 471 code for a protein of 121 amino acids.
UUUAGAUGAUCUAUAUGCUUUCCCAGCAAGCUUUGGCUUUAAAGGAGAGGCUCUGAACUCUAUUUCUGAUGUUUCUUUGUUGGAUAUUGUUACCAAACUCAUGGGAUGCCAAAUGGAUAUCUUAAGGUUUUGAGGACGGCAAGUGUUUGUACCUUGGAAUUGAUGAUUGCAGACAAGAUGUUGGUACAACAGUCAUUGUUCGUGAUGUAUUUUACAAUCAACCAGUUCGAAAGAAGCAAAUGCACUCCAAUCCAAAGAGAGUCUUCAUUCUCCAAAAGAGUUCCUUCUAAGAAUCAGCCUUGUGCAUCCCAGUGUUCCCUUCAAAAUUGUUUAUAUCGAAAGCGAGGAGGACUUGCUUUGCACACGUGCUUCUCCUUGCCUUUGUUGUUCAGUGGGUUUGGGAUUAAUCUGAGUUCCUUUAACAAAUUGAAUGCAAGCGUUGGUGCAUUCAAGCUUUCAGGAUACAUUUGAGUUUUUCUCAAAAUUUACGUCAAUUUUCAUAGAUCCAGAUAUUUGCUACAUCAAUCUUCUUGGAGCCUUGCUAUCUUUAGGAGAUGGCGACAUCCAGCUGCAUAUUGAUUUUUUUUAAUUUUUGGCCAAGUAUUUUUUGAAAUGAUAUGGUUCUUUGUUGUUUCUCCCUGAUUUCUUGAAAUUCCUAAUAGAAUUUUUAUUGCAUACAUUUGUAAUGCUUGUUAAUAAGUUUGUGAUAUUUUUUCACUGCACCACGAGAAAUAUAUUUGUCGUGGGAUUUUUAUGCUUAUGGUGACUAGUUGAUUCUUAAUGUUAUUUGUAUGUUUGUUGCCCCGUCCUUCUCUUUAUUGAGGAUACUGUUGCGAAUCUCUGGACUGGAAGUAACUCUCGGUGAGAGCAAUUGUACUCUACAUUUUUAUGCAACAUCACUUAGGAUACAUUUUGUUUGAUGUGGCUUUGUCCACUCUACAUUCCCUUCCUGUAGGCUGUAGUUCCCCACCUACCUCCCUAAAAGUAGGGAGGGAGGGGGACCUAAUUGUGGAAGGUUUCAUUAGUGGAAGAAAGUUACUUAUGCAUCAGAUGGUGUAAAUCAUUUCAGUGUUAUGACAUCGUAUAGUUUUAUCGCUUUCUUUUCUCUUAUGAAUGAAGUUGUUGAAGUACCCUCCUCAUCUAUUGUUAUCCCAUUCCCUGCUCCUCUUUUCAGAUAUACCUGUGAUUUAUGAGAUCAAGAAAAAGAGGUGCAGAGCCCAGAGUUGCAAAGCUACACUUGAGCUUCCUUCCCGCAGCCAAAGAAAAUCCCAGAAGGAUUAAAAUUGCCUGAAGUAUGUACUAAGUCUCGGGAGAUAUACUCAAUAAAAUUGCAAAGAUCAUUAUAUGGUCUUAAAUAAUCAGGGCGUACGUGGUAUAAUCGUCUUAGUGAGUACUUGAUAAAUGAAGGUUAUAUAAAUGAUGUCAUUUAUCCAUUUGUUUUUAUUAAGAAAACGAAAUCAGAGUUUGUUAUA